Molecule: messenger RNA, 360 nt
Organism: Moneuplotes crassus
Lineage: Eukaryota; Ciliophora; Spirotrichea; Euplotida; Euplotidae
Source: the annotation of a GenBank genome assembly
UUUUUAGAAAUUAUUGAAAAUUUUAAAGAAAUGAACUCACUGGAAUCCUUGAGGGCUAAGAUUGAUAUGAUAAAGCAGAAAUGUGACCAGGCUAAACGAGAAGCCGACAUGGAGAAAGAAGCUUUACAUCAGAUCGAGAGUGAUCUAGGGAGAAUGGAAGCAGAUAAAGCAGCCAAAAUUCAUGAGGUUAAGUGUAAGAGUGAUAGGAAAGCUCAAAUCCAGCAGAUUAUUAUGCAAAGUGAACAAGCUCUGGGCAAAAUGCAACAAAGUGCCACUCAACUGACCAGAGCGAUGGAUGAUGCUCUAGGACAGUAAAUAUUAACCAUUAUUUUUGGAGGGAGUUUUAGUUUCAAUUAUAAU